AUGCAAGAACAUAAAUCAUUCCUUAUAAGAGAUCUUUUGGGUGAUGUACUAGCAGAACGUGUCCAGGAUGAUUCAGAAGACGACUCGGCGCUUCAUUCAGACUCUGAAGACACGAUAGAUCCUGGAAGUAGUCCAUGCACGAGAUUGAGCAGCCCGAAUCCUUUGUUGUCACCAUCACCCGAUCCGCAGGUUAAUUCAAUAAAAUCUUGCGGCGGAUCCACUUCGGGAGCUACUCAAUCAGGACGUAAGCCUCGAAGAAGACGAACAGCUUUUACCCACGCUCAGUUGGCUUAUCUUGAACGGAAAUUUCGUUGUCAGAAGUAUCUCAGUGUUGCUGAUCGGAGUGAUGUUGCUGAUGCUUUGUCGCUGUCUGAGACUCAGGUUAAAACAUGGUAUCAAAAUAGAAGAACAAAGUGGAAGCGUCAAAACCAGCUAAGACUCGAGCAACUACGGCACCAAGCGACGGUAGAAAAAGAACUCCUUGUCCGUGGUGUUGGUCUUCAUCACGGCAGCAUCGACGCUUAUUGUCCGCCGUAUUCCCAAACUGGAAACUCACCACAUCCUCCGCCACCUCCUCCACCACCAGCACCUUCUUCAGCGUCCACCGCAGCCUUUUUAUCCACCGCGGCGGCACUUUUUCGCAACGUUACAUAUGUUCACGGAUGCCCGCUUUAA
Messenger RNA from Cotesia congregata, 675 nucleotides. Lineage: Eukaryota; Metazoa; Arthropoda; Insecta; Hymenoptera; Braconidae. The record is from the annotation of a GenBank genome assembly.